Molecule: messenger RNA, 2047 nt
Organism: Hippopotamus amphibius kiboko
Lineage: Eukaryota; Metazoa; Chordata; Mammalia; Artiodactyla; Hippopotamidae
Gene: NIPSNAP2
Product: nipsnap homolog 2
Exons: 10
Coding region: 99-959 (286 amino acids)
Cellular component (GO): mitochondrion
Source: RefSeq, a predicted model, not a curated record
CUCGGCAGGCCCGGCCGGGGGAGGGGUCGCGGCGGCGGCGGCGGCGGCGGCGGCGUCAGCGGCGGCCCGGGCGGUGGGAGCCGAGGCGCCGGGGCAAGAUGGCGGCGCGAGUGCUGCGCGCCGGCGGAGCGGCCUCGGCCGGCGGCUUCCUGCGGCGGGCCUGCCCCUGCGGCCUCCUGCCCGGGCUCCGGAAAUUGGCGUCUUCCAAUAACAGACCUCGAGAGGACAGCUGGUUAAAAUCCUUAUUUGUCCGGAAAGUUGAUCCAAGGAAAGAUGCUCACUCUAAUCUCCUAGCCAAAAAGGAAACAAGCAGUCUGUACAAAUUACAGUUUCACAAUGUUAAACCGGAAUGCCUAGAAGCAUACAACAAAAUUUGUCAAGAGGUGUUGCCAAAGAUUCAUGAAGAUAAACAUUACCCUUGUACUUUGGUGGGAACUUGGAACACGUGGUAUGGCGAGCAGGAUCAAGCUGUUCACCUCUGGAGGUAUGAAGGCGGCUAUCCAGCCCUCACAGAGGUUAUGAGUAAACUCAGAGAAAAUCAGGAAUUUGCAGAAUUCCGUAAGGCAAGAAGCAACAUGCUUCUCUCGAGGAAGAAUCAACUGCUGUUGGAGUUUAGUUUCUGGAACGAGCCUGUCCCACGGUCAGGACCGAAUAUAUAUGAACUCAGAUCUUAUCAACUCCGACCAGGAACUAUGAUUGAAUGGGGCAAUUACUGGGCUCGCGCAAUUCGCUUCAGACAGGACGGUAAUGAAGCAGUUGGAGGAUUCUUCUCCCAGAUUGGGCAGCUAUACAUGGUGCAUCAUCUUUGGGCUUACAAGGAUCUUCAGACCAGGGAAGAUAUACGGAACGCAGCAUGGCAUAAACACGGCUGGGAAGAACUGGUGUAUUAUACAGUCCCACUUAUUCAGGAAAUGGAAUCCAGAAUCAUGAUCCCACAGAAGACCUCACCCCUCCAGUAAAGCUACGGAAUUUAGAUGCGCCUACAUAAAUUUAUGUGACAAGUACUUGUCAUAAAUUAAUUUGAACUGUAUAUCAAGUGAAAGAAGAAACACUGAAGUGUAAACUGCUGUAUAUAGCUUGUAAGAGACCUCUUUUCUUUAAAAUUUACAUUAUCACAAGAAAGUAAACUAUUACAGUUUGGCUGAUAUUGUAACAGUGCUCUGUAGUCCUCUGAAACAUCCCUGUAUUUGUCAAAUAUACUUUAUAAUGCCAAGCCACCUCUCCCCACCCUCCAGGAAAAGAGGGCCCAAAUUAAAACUGGAAUCAUCUCCAAAUAAGAAUCUAACCAUGGAAAAAAAGUUAGCCAUUUCUUUAUAAAAAGCAAAUCUGUUUUAUAAUUACAGAUUUUUAGACAGAUUUCUUGUAUCAGGAAGAAAUAUAAAUUUUGUCAUGUUUCUGUAGCAUUUUUUCUGAGUCUCGGACUAGGAACAAGUUAUGUGUACCCAAUACCUGCAAAUGUUUUACUUCACUCUCAUUUCUAAUGUCAACAUAGUAAAAACAGUGUGUCAUUACAGAGCUGGAAGUAGUUGAUCAGUAAUUCAGUCUCCACAUUGUGUAUUGUGAUGUCUUUAUACGAGAGGAAAAAAUGGCUUGAACCUGUGUAUCAUAUGUGACUUUGAAAUGAACACCUUGAAUAGCACUAAUUUUUAUUUGUAAUAUUUUUCUAUAACAAAACAAGUAGCACUAGGAAAAGAGGUUUUAUUUUGUAAACAAUCAUCUGUGACCUCAGACAUUCUCUGGUUAAUAUUUUAGUAAGCUCACAGCAGAUUCUUCCAAGAUCAUGUAUGAGGAGUGGUGCAUGUUGAGAUUUAAAUUGGCAUAAAGUUGCAUACUUUGUCUAGCUCUGAUUUAGUUUUUUAAUAUAGUGUGCCAAUUUUGUGACUGUAAUCAUGUGUAAGUCCUGUUGAAAUGAAAAACUAUGUCUGACCCCCAUAUCACAGAAUUUGUUAAAGUGUGAAUAACUCAUAUCAAAUGUCAAGCUUUUACAUGUGAAUGGUUUUCUCCAAGAACAUAUAAAAGUCAAUAAAUUCCUCUUAAUUUUCACAUA